This is a messenger RNA of Setaria italica (foxtail millet), 1406 nucleotides long. RefSeq lists its product as uncharacterized. NCBI's taxonomy places the organism in Eukaryota, Viridiplantae, Streptophyta, Magnoliopsida, Poales, Poaceae. The coding region runs from base 262 to 1086 and encodes 274 amino acids. Gene Ontology annotation, molecular function: ubiquitin binding. The record is from RefSeq and is a predicted model, not a curated record. The transcript has 5 exons.
GCGUCACGAACCCAACCAACCCAACCCAUCAGCCCAUCAGGACCCAGACCAAUCAAGGCGUCUCCGACAUCCGACGCGGCGGCGACCAAGGGGAGGGGUUGACGCCCGCCCAGCCGUGUGGAUCGCCGGGGGGAGGAGGGAGGGAGGGGCGAAAGCGCGUGCCGGAUGUCCCGCGGCGGCGGGGAGUAGGGCGACGGCGGCGGCGGGGACGGGCGGCUGCGGCGGCGCGACGAGGCGGCGGCGCGGGAGGGCGGCGGCACCAUGUCUGCGGUAGUCUGUGGCAAGAGGUCCUCCUCCAUCUUCGCCGACGAGCUCCUCCCGCCGUCACCUCCAUCCCCACACUCCUCCCACCACCACCUCCACCACCCGGCGGCCAAGAGGUCCCGCCGCUCCCCGCCGCACCGCGGCCGACGGGAGGCGCUUCUGCUCCAGCUGAUCCCGCUCUUCCCCGACAUGGAUCCCCAGUUGCUGGAAAAAGCUCUGGAAGCAUCUGGAGAUGACUUAGAUUCUGCAAUAAAGAGUUUGAAUGAGCUGCGCUUGGAGUCCGCUGGUUUCAAAUCUGAAAAUGGCCAGCCUACUGUAAUUCAGCCAUCUGUUGAAGGUAUUCCUAAUGGUGCCGUGGAUACUGCUACAGAACAUCCACCUGCCGUUGAUAAUUAUCAGACAAGUAAUAAUGGUUCUGAAUGGGUUGAGCUAUUUGUCAGAGAGAUGACUAAUGCUUCUGACAUAGAUGAUGCACGGGCUCGUGCAUCGAGAGCUUUGGAAGCUUUGGAGAAGUCCAUUGUAGAGCGUGCAGGAGCUGAAGCUUCACAAAACCUGCAUAAGGAAAACAUGAUGCUCAAGGAGCAGUUGACAGUCGUUCUGCGAGAGAAUGCUGUCCUGAAACGGGCGGUCGCCAUUCAACAUGAGCGCCAAAAGGAGUUUGAUGAGAGGUCUCAUGAAGUCCAAAGCUUGAAGCAACUUGUUUUGCAGUACCAGGAACAAGUGAGGACAUUAGAGAUAAACAACUAUGCCCUCACAAUGCACCUCAAGCAGGCUCAGCAGAACAACACCAUGCCUGGGCGUUUCAAUCCUGAUGUCUUCUAAGCAUAGAGGCAGCCUUCAGAUUAAUAAUCUAUGAAGAUGUCUUGUUUUACCAGCUGCCCCUUGAUAUGGUAGUGUGCUACUGGUGGAUUCACCGCCCAUGGGUCCAAAAUUUUCAUGUUACAAUAUUAAUUUAAAAUUUGUUGCCUUCGUGCAAUUUGGCUAUCCAAUAUAUAGUGUUUCCCCAUGAUGCGGUGUAUGAUUUAUUUUAUCCAUGGCUAGCAUAUUCAGCAACAUGAUCAGAAAGAAUAUCGUCUCAUGGUUGUACAGAUGAAAUGCUGCUGUCAAGUUUAAAUGAAAUGCUACGCUCAACUUCAUUCGUC